Messenger RNA from Asterias rubens (European starfish), 1766 nucleotides. Its product is annotated as monocarboxylate transporter 12-like. Gene Ontology annotation, molecular function: monocarboxylic acid transmembrane transporter activity. Gene Ontology annotation, biological process: transmembrane transport. The transcript is spliced from 4 exons. NCBI's taxonomy places the organism in Eukaryota, Metazoa, Echinodermata, Asteroidea, Forcipulatida, Asteriidae. The record is from RefSeq and is a predicted model, not a curated record. The coding region runs from base 1 to 1194 and encodes 397 amino acids.
AUGUGGGCAAUCCCACGUGGGAAGAGUAUGCACGUGACCCAUAUGGGCACCAUCCUGGGUCCCAUUGUCGCCAGCAUUGAUCGUCUCGUUAGCAGCAGACGCAGCGUUGUUAUCGUCGGUGGAGUAAUGGGGUCUGCUGGAUUCAUUAUCGGCUCGCAGUCGACUACGGUGUUACAGUUAACAUUUUCUAUUGCCAUUCUAUCAGGUAUAGGUAAAGCUUUGAGUAUUUUCCCCUGCAAUGGUGCUCUGGCGUCCUGCUUCACUGACAACUAUUCCGAUGCAAUUGCGUUAGUAGGAUCAAGUAUACCAAUCUCGAUGAUCGUGUAUGGUCCCCUGACACAAAUACUUCUGGAUACAUACGGCUGGCGUGGAACCAUGCUGAUAAUGGGUGGUAUUACUUCCAACCUUGUAGUUUGUGGUGCAUUGCUUAAAACUCCUGCAGUAGCAUCACCAACAGAUACAGAACAGUACCAACAGGUACCAAACGAUGCAGCGAACGGUGACAUUUCAACGGAGGGAGACGACAUUCCUUGUGCUAAAUCUCACCAUGGAAAGUGUUUGACGAUAAAGGAGAACAUCCAGCGUGUCUUUAUCUCCAUGGACUUUAAAUUACUGGCAAACACAAGAUUCAUAUUUCUAACUGCGGCAAUGAGCGGCUAUGAUUUCUGCUUCGCUGGGUGGAUAGUGUACAUGGUGUCACACGGUAUAUUCCAGGGGCUGAGCAGUUACCAAGCUUCACUGUUACCAACAUCAUUCGGGAUUGGAUACUUCAUCGGCAAGUUCGCAGCUCCUUUGUUGGAUCGCACCCGGUUCAAGCUUCAUACAUGCACAUGGGUUUAUCUUGGCUGCGUCCUCAUGUGUGCCUCGUACCUCACCGAAGCUUUCAUUGUACCGUUCCAUGUGCAGAUGAUCGUUACGGGUUUCAUUGGAAUAGGACAAGGCAUUACAUCGCAGUCACAUGACGUCCUUGUACGGUUUUUGACGUCCGUUGAUCGGCUCGUAGCUGUGCUGUGCUGGCAGGCGCUUAUAGGUGGAUUUUGUGGGAUUGGAGGUGGAUUGCUAACAGGGUUGAUUUACGAAUGGACAGGAAGUUUUCAAGGGGCUCUCAUUAUGUACAGUGGCAUCAUGCUGAUCUCGAUCCUGUUGUUUUUCAUAUAUGAACAAAUAACAAAGCGAGAACAAGACCAAUGCUAGCUGCGGAUCUAUGGAUUAGACAGCAACCAACUAACUAAACCCGGCCCCAAAUAACAACGAAAACAAGAUAAGAACGAAGAAAAUGAUUACAAUUGGUUCAUGACAUACGCCCUCAUAGGGCUUCUGCUUCCGUAUAUAGUGCGGCGUACCAACUUGAUGCAUCGGAAGUUCAGGACCGAUCAAGUUGCUUGUGUCUGAAGAUGAAUUUUGGGAAUCAGCCACUCCUGCACCCCGUAUUGACACUGGCUUCCAGUCCGACCGGAAAUUACGUAAAAUACAGUGAAACGGAGUCAAACUCUGUGAUGUGGAGCAUUUGUUAAGUUUUUGAAUACCUGUCCGACGAGAUUAUGUAUAAAUUGUAAAAAAAAAAAAAAAAAACAUUCUGUGGACUGGUUCAGGAGUCAUUUUUGUUUUCCUCUUCAAUUAUUAAACUUGGAUGUGUAUUUAUUUAUAGCUAAUGGCAUUGAACUGUCCCAUGAGCUGCAGUAUUUUAAUUCAGUAAAAAUUGUGAAGAACGCUGAAACGAAUACUGUUGUGGUUUUCCAUUUACUGGGCGAACUAACACGGUUUAA